Molecule: messenger RNA, 654 nt
Organism: Melospiza melodia melodia
Lineage: Eukaryota; Metazoa; Chordata; Aves; Passeriformes; Passerellidae
Product: somatotropin
Exons: 5
Coding region: 1-654 (217 amino acids)
Biological process (GO): positive regulation of receptor signaling pathway via JAK-STAT; positive regulation of growth; growth hormone receptor signaling pathway
Cellular component (GO): extracellular region
Molecular function (GO): growth factor activity; hormone activity; growth hormone receptor binding
Source: RefSeq, a predicted model, not a curated record
AUGGCUCCAGGCUCCUGGCUCUCUCCUCUGGCCAUUGCUGUGAUCAUCGUGGCACUGCAGUGGCCACAGGCAGCUGCCAUCUUCCCGGCCAUGCCCCUGUCCAGCCUGUUUGCCAACGCCGUGCUGAGGGCUCAGCACCUUCACCUCCUGGCUGCCGAGACCUACAAGGAGUUUGAACGCAGCUACAUCCCAGAGGACCAAAGGCACACCAACAAAAACUCCCAGGUAGCCUACUGCUACUCAGAAACCAUCCCUGCUCCCACGGGCAAGGAGGAUGCCCAGCAGAAAUCGGACAUGGAGCUUCUCCGGUUUUCCCUGGUUCUCAUCCAGUCCUGGCUGACCCCAGUGCAGUACCUGAGCAAGGUGUUCACAAACAACUUGGUUUUUGGCACCUCAGACAGGGUGUAUGAAAAGCUAAAGGACCUGGAAGAAGGGAUCCAAGCUCUGAUGAGGGAGCUGGAAGAGCGCAGCCUGCAGGGUCUGCAGGUGCUCAAAGCCACCUAUGAGAAAUUCGAGCUCCACCUGCGUGGGGAGGACGCGCUGGUCAAGAACUACGGGCUGCUCUCAUGCUUCAAAAAGGACCUGCACAAGGUGGAGACCUACCUGAAGGUGAUGAGGUGCCGGCGCUACGGAGAAGGGAAUUGCGCCCUCUGA